Bursaphelenchus okinawaensis is the source of this 685-nucleotide messenger RNA. The record is from the annotation of a GenBank genome assembly. Lineage: Eukaryota; Metazoa; Nematoda; Chromadorea; Rhabditida; Aphelenchoididae.
AUGCCUUUCAUGAAAGGAAACAUGCCGAUUCGGCGAACAUUUUACUACCUGCAACAGGUAUGGAUUUAAAACUACUGUUUUAUACGGACAUUUGGUGAUGUUUAAUUGUUUUUUAAAAUUGUUUUAAACUAUGGCUUAAAAAUGACAUUAUAGGGAAAAGUGAUACUUCGAGACGAUGUUGAUGUUAUGUAUUUUGGAAUUCACAGAAGGCCGACAUCUGAACAACAAGGAGCCAAAGACUUUGUGUUCUGGCAUUUUGCUCAGUUACAGUACAAGAAUCCGCAGAUUCAGCUGAUCAAGAAGAUGGAUGUCAGUAUCACACCAUUUGCACAAGCUUUUCUCCGUACGUUUAAAGUUUAAACCACAGCAUUAGUUCAGAUUAAUAAGUUCGAAUUAAAUUCUCAUGUACAGAUCUUUAGGUGAUGGCAGAGAAGUAAUGUUCGAUUUGGAAUCCAAGAAUAAAGACGAGAUCACCAACAUGAUCCAAGGGACGUUGGGUAAGACAGAACUGGUGAAGAGAAGAGAGUUCCUCGAGAGAAUGCAAGAUCACAAUCCUGCUGAGUUCGGGAGCAAAUGUUCACGACAAUGUAUGUGCGAGGUUCAAGGUCAGAUAUGUUGUACUAGUCUUCUGCCAGCUUCAGAAGUUAUGCAAGGAAAGUGGAGGUGGAACCACAAGUUAAUUUGA